AUGGAGAAUCACAACGAAAGGCCUAAAUUGACUUUUGAGAAGUACAUAUGGAGGAUCAACAACUUCUCUAAAUUGAAAUACGAACUACAUAAUUCCGACAGUUUUAUACUCGAUGGAUUUCCAUGGUACAUGGUUAGCUGCCCAGUUGGAGGUAUCUUGGGAAUUUAUUUACAUGUCGAUAAGAAUUCUGCAAAUUUACCAAAGGACUGGAAAAGAACUGAAAAUAUCAGUUUGGCUCUAAUUAACCAGGUUAAUGACCAGAAGACUAUAAGAAAAGGAUCGGAAUAUGAGUUUAGUGCAGAUGUCCCUUUUAGCCAAUAUUUUAUGUUUUUGAAUGAUUUCAAUGAACCUAGCAGUGGGUUUAUUGUGAAUGAUACUUGUAUGAUUGAAGCUGGGAUUUUUGUGAUCAAGAAUGUAUACGAGAAUGAACUAUAUCAUACUAUACUCACGAUUGAUAGGAAUGCUGACACCAAAAAUCCUUUAUUUCAUGCAAUGUUCAUGAGAUCAUUUACAAAUAUAGAUCGAAACUAUGUUCCACUAUUAGAAGAAGUAUGUCUACAAUAUCCCUAUCUUCUUGUAAGUCAAGAAAACAGAAGUUGCAAGUUUACUGAAUGGGCAUUCACAGCUUUGGGUCGACUUCUUUAUUUUCUAGAGACUAAACAGGUGAAAGAUAUGGAUAAUGAAACAUGUAAUUAUCACAAAAAAAUAUGGGAUGAAGUUAAGAUAUUUGGGUUUGAUUUGAGUUGGAUAGAAUCUGAAUUUAAAUCUGCCUCAAAUUUGAAAAAUUGUACGGAAAAUACUGCUGAUAUAAGAAAAGUUAAGGCGAUAGUGGAUGAUUUGGAAAUUAGAACAAAGAAGCUGAAGGCAGUCAUGAUUGAAACACAGACAGAACUUGAAAUGGUAAAAAGAAACUUGGUGAAAGCAGAAACAAUAAGGAUUUGA
Messenger RNA from Vigna umbellata (rice bean), 942 nucleotides. NCBI's taxonomy places the organism in Eukaryota, Viridiplantae, Streptophyta, Magnoliopsida, Fabales, Fabaceae. The record is from RefSeq and is a predicted model, not a curated record.